Molecule: messenger RNA, 657 nt
Organism: Penicillium cataractarum
Lineage: Eukaryota; Fungi; Ascomycota; Eurotiomycetes; Eurotiales; Aspergillaceae
Product: Ubiquitin-conjugating enzyme
Exons: 1
Coding region: 1-657 (218 amino acids)
Source: RefSeq, a predicted model, not a curated record
AUGUUCCCUCCCGAGUAUCCGUUUGCGCCUCCUGCUAUCCGAAUGCACACCCCAAGUGGACGAUUCCAACCGUCGACGCGACUCUGCCUGAGCAUUAGCGACUUUCACCCCAAGUCCUUCAACCCCGCCUGGGAGGUCUCGACAAUCCUGAUCGGACUACUUUCAUUCAUGACUAGUGAAGAGAUGACUACGGGCAGUGUGAGCGCUACCGAGAGUGAGCGCCGAGUGCUGGCUGCGCGAUCACGGUGGUGGAACUCGACCGGUGGCGGCUCGCAUUCCAGCGCUACCCCCGGUGUGACGAAGACAACCAAAGGAAUCAAUAAUGUUAAGGCCGGGGAUGGUGGCUUAAAGUUCCGCACUGAAUGGCCCGAACUGGAUCAAGAGAAUUGGGCUUGGAUGAAAGAGCAUCGCAUUGACACUACGACCGGCCAGAUCCUCCCGGACCCCAACGCCCCUACCAAGUGCUCUCCAGAGACUAGCGCUCUCCGUCGCCGACCUAACGGUAGUGCGCCCGGGAUCGGUGCCGUCAUGGAAGGGGGACAUGUGGCUCGGGAAGCCGGACAAAGUUGGGCUCGCCGGAACCGAAUGUGGAUCGGCUUAGCCGUACUGUUUGGUUAUGCGCUCCUAUCACGACUGGUCAGUGAUGUACAAGGAUGA